CUUAGUUGUUAGUUAGCUGCGGGUAUCAGCUUGAUUAUUUUUGGAAUUCCAAACAAACCCAGAGAUCAAAUCUGCGACAUAUUCGGGUUGGAAGAAAGAAUCAUCAAAUAUGGAGGUAGAGCCGUUUAGGAACAAGACUGAGAAACCAUCAAUGGAUCACCCGCACACUACAACUUCAGACGCCGCCAGAGUCCUCAGGAAGAGGCGGAAACGCAGAAACAUCUGUUUCGGAGCCAUUGCCUUGUUGGUUUUCAUCAUCAUCUUGAUCAUCAUCUUAGCCUUCACCGUCUUCAAAGCCAAGCGCCCCGUCACCACCGUCGACUCCGUUUCCUUAUCCGACCUAAAUUUCUCCGUCGAUUUGGCCAGGUUCAGAGUUCUGCUCAACGCCACCCUCGACGUCGAUCUCUCCAUCAAGAACCCUAACAAGGUGGGAUUCAAGUACAGAGACUCCAACGCCCAAUUGAAUUACAGAGGGCAGCAAAUCGGGGAGGCUCCCAUCCCGGCAGGUAAGAUCUCCGCAGAUCAAACGGUCCCCAUGAACUUAACUCUAACAGUAAUGGCGGAUCGUUUGAUCUACAAUUCGAGAUUCUUUUCGGAUGUCACAACGGGCGGCGUAUUGCCGCUUUACGCCGUGACUAGGAUUUCAGGCAAGGUUAAUGUCAUGAACCUGUUCAAGAUUCAGGUAGAAUCAUCAACUACAUGCGAUUUUACUGUCUUUUUAUCAAAUUCAAGCGUGGGGGACCAAAAUUGCAAGUACAAGACAAAAUUUUAAUCCUUUACAUACAUAUAUAGUGUGGUUGUAGGUGGUAGUAAUUGUAAUUUUCUGUUAGUGGUAGACAAAAUCAGUGUUUUAUUUGGAUUCAGAUAAUAAAUUGGUGUGCUUCCAGAUUUACAAUCUAAA
Messenger RNA from Gossypium raimondii (Peruvian cotton), 901 nucleotides. RefSeq lists its product as uncharacterized. The coding region runs from base 110 to 772 and encodes 220 amino acids. The record is from RefSeq and is a predicted model, not a curated record. The transcript has a single exon. NCBI's taxonomy places the organism in Eukaryota, Viridiplantae, Streptophyta, Magnoliopsida, Malvales, Malvaceae.